AUGGGCAGUGGUGCGUCUGUGAAUACUGACCAGGAGAGGGGGGGCGUCCGGGAGAACCGAGGAGACGCGAAGCAGGACGAGAGCCGUGUGGAAACAAGCGAGGCCCGAGAGGAGGAGAGGAAGCGGCAAACACCAGAGAGGAUGAAGGAGGUGAAGGAGGUGAAGGAGGAAGAGGAGGAAGAGGAGGGGAUGGAAGAGGUGAAGAGGCAGGAUGAGGCGAGAGUUGAGGAGGUGAAGGGGGAGACAGCGGAGGAGCAGAGGAACCCUCAGACCCCCCAGAGCACCAGGCCUGGACCCCGCAGUUCCAGCCCCGCGGCCCACAGCGACGACACGGUGAAGGCUGAGUCUCCAGACUGUCAUGUGUUGGACGUCCAGUCUCUGAAGAGCCAAGAAACAAACUUAAAAACCAGCGAUGAUUGUGAAGACCUGGAGACCGAAGAGAAGACCUCAGAGGGUCCUCAGGCUGCUGCACAGGACAUUGAGAAUGAAGAGCUGUCGUUGGUUUUUGAGAGUUUCCUCCACAACAACGGGAUGCUUUACAGCUGCUUCAAUCACCACGGCAACAGGGUCUACGUGGACGAGACUCAGAAGCUGCAGUCGUUUCCUCAGGAGUGGCACAGUCAGGGACACUUCAUAUCCCCCGGCUCCGAGGGCUUCCUGCAGCAGCGCAGCAGCUCAGAUCUCAGAGAUGACGACCGCAGCAGCAGCACUCACUUGCAGGGCAGAGGCACCGUCACCACCUACUGGUUCGAGGAGCGGGUGAACGUCUGCCGCUUCUGGGACCCUCAGGCCGGAAUCUGGCUCCUCCUGCCGCUGCAAUGGGAACUUAACCUGGACUUUGUCCAGAAGGUCAUGGCUGCUCUGCCGGGGCUGGUGGACCAGAAGGAGAUCGCAGCUGCUCUCAGACUCUGUAACUACGACUCAGAAGAGGUGGUCUCUGUGUAUCUGACUCUGUUUGGAGAAAUCCUGCUGCAGCCGGCUCCCAAAGACUUCACCGACCUCAGCUCAUUCGGAGCUCUGCUGGAGAGGGACCGUGUGAUCGAGACCCUGAGGCGUGAUCUUCAGACCAAAGAGAAGGAGGUGGAGGCUCUGAUCCAGAGGAACAGUUACCUGAAGAAAGAAGCCCGUUACCAUGGAGACGUGAUCCAGCACCUGAACCACAGACUGGCCGAGCUGGAGGCCGACCAGCAGGGGGCGCAGCAGAGGAUUCGCUCCCUGCUCAGCCACAGAGCUCCCGCCAUCCCCGCCCUCAAAGCCAGCCCUAAACCCGCUGUGGACCCGGUUCUGAUGAAGCAGGUCUGUACUCUGACCCGAGAGCUGAAAGUGUGGACCAUGCAGCUGCGCUCCACGGUUCUGCAGACCAUGAAGGACCUGAGGAACCAGCUGCAGGAGGUCAGGGAGGCGGCGGAGAGCAGGAGCCAGCAGGAGGAGCUGGCCCUGGGGCAGGUGCAGGAGCUCAGGGCCCUGUACCAGAGAGAGGCCACAGAGAGGAAGAGUCUCUACAACAAGGUGAUGGAGCUGCAGGGGAACAUCCGGGUGUUCUGCCGCUGUCGCUGGACCAGCAGGAGCGAGCGCUGUCUGGAGGAGAGCCCCGACCAACAGGAAGUGGCUGUGAUCCAGAAAGGAAACAGGAAGAAGCUUCAGUUUGACAAGGUGUACGGCUGCAGCAGCACACAGGAGGAGGUGUUUGCCGGGACUCUGCCGGUGAUCCGCUCCUGUGUCGAUGGAUACAACGUCUGUAUUUUGGCUUAUGGUCAAACUGGAUCUGGCAAAACUUACACCAUGAUGGGGACCAAGGAGCAGCCGGGGGUCAACAUCAGGUCAAUACCGGAACUGCUGCGGAUAUGUGCCGAGAGGGAGAAGGUGUCAUAUACUUUAAAGAUGUCGAUGUUGGAGAUCUACAAUGAGACUCUGAACGACCUUCUGACCCCUGGCUCGUCUCUGGAUCUGCGGGUCCAGGGGAAGUCUGUGUCGGUCCCAGGUCUGACCCAAGUUCAAGUCCAGACCGAGGCCGACAUCCUCAGCACCAUGGAAACGGGAGAGAAGAACCGCAAGAUCGCUGCCACCCAGAUGAACACGCAGAGUUCUCGCUCUCACCUGGUGGUGGCGUUGGAGGUGGAGGGUUCAGAUGCAGUGUCAGGACUGACCUCUAGGGGCGCUCUGACUCUGUGUGACCUGGCAGGAUCAGAGAGAAUCUCCAAGACUGAGGCCACUGGACAGAGACUGGUGGAGGCUGCAGCUAUCAACCGCUCUCUCACUGCACUGGGACAGGUCUUCAGUGCUUUAAAGUGUAACUCGCUCCACGUCCCGUUCAGAAACUCCAAACUCACUCGGCUCCUGCAGCCGGCGCUCAGUGGAGACGCAAAGUGUUGUGUGUUCGUAAACGUCAGCCCAGAUGUGGAGGAUGUCACUGAGACCCUGAGUUCUCUACAGUUUGGAUCCAGCGUUCGACAGGUUUCACUGGGGAAGGCCUCACAAAACAUCACCCCCACCAGGACCAAGAACCAGAAGAACUGA
Messenger RNA from Knipowitschia caucasica, 2517 nucleotides. NCBI's taxonomy places the organism in Eukaryota, Metazoa, Chordata, Actinopteri, Gobiiformes, Gobiidae. The record is from the annotation of a GenBank genome assembly.